Molecule: messenger RNA, 279 nt
Organism: Harpia harpyja (harpy eagle)
Lineage: Eukaryota; Metazoa; Chordata; Aves; Accipitriformes; Accipitridae
Product: keratin-associated protein 5-4-like
Exons: 3
Cellular component (GO): keratin filament
Source: RefSeq, a predicted model, not a curated record
AAGGAAAGGUGUUGUAAAGAAAUGUGCUGUAAAGAAAGGUGUUGUAAGGAAAGGAAACGAUGUAAAGAAAGGUGUUGUAAGGAGACGUGUUGUAAGGAGACGUGUUGUAAGGAGACGUGUUGUAAGGAGACGUGUUGUAAGGAGACGUGUUGUAAGGAGACGUGUUGUAAGGAGACGUGUUGUAAGGAGACGUGUUGUAAGGAGACGUGUUGUAAAGGGCUAGGUUGUGAAGGCACGUGUUGUGAAGGCACGUGUUGUGAAGGCACGUGUUGUAACUAG